This is a messenger RNA of Yarrowia lipolytica CLIB122, 501 nucleotides long. RefSeq lists its product as uncharacterized. Lineage: Eukaryota; Fungi; Ascomycota; Dipodascomycetes; Dipodascales. The record is from RefSeq and is a predicted model, not a curated record.
AUGGGGUCUCCUGCAGAAACAUUACUACCCUUCUGUUUGUGUGACUACAGCGAUAUACCACCUCCUUCCCCCCCCCAAACUGGGCUGUACGAUAUUGUACAUAGUGUCACUGUACACAUGUGCAAUUAUGGGUCACAUGACAACUUAAAUUUUUGCGCUCUGAUUCACAACCACGCUCACACCCACGGCAUGCCCGACCCCUGGAGUGACGACUGGAGCUCAACCAAAAAGGCCGCGUCCGAAAAGCCUCUCAGUGGCGCGAUUCUCUCGUCAGUUCACAGUCACAAUCUCAGCCAGGGCGACAUGGCCAGCCAGCAGCAACCACCGGCGUUCCGGGGCCAGUUCACGCUCAAAACCCGUGACAAGACGCUCAAGGUCGCCAACCCGGCCGGCAGAGCGCCCCCGCGACCGGCAGUCGUGCUGGAUCAAAACAAGGAGACGUAUGAGGAGAAACAGAGACGGUAUCAGGAGGUUCGAGAGAAAUUGCUGGGCAAGGAAUAG